AUGGCGCCUCGAGAGGAUCUGAUUGCCUCAGCGGUAACUUUCUUACAGGAUCCCUCGGUAGCCUCGUCACCCAUCGAGAAGAGGGUUGCGUUUCUUCAAUCCAAAAACCUCACACAAGAAGAAGUCGAUCUGGCAUUAUCGCGAGUCGGCGAGGAUCCAGCAGCUGCAGCCGCGGCUGCGGGAACUGUAUCUGCGCCCCCACAGAACUCCUACCCUUCGCAACAGAUCGCGUAUCGGCAACCACUCCAGUCACCUCAAGGAUACGGCUACCCUGCCUACAAUCAAUGGCAACCGCCCCCAGAGCCGCCCAAGAGAGACUGGCGUGACUGGUUCAUUAUGGCCACUGUGAUGGGAGGUGUUGGCUAUGGUUUAUACUUUGUUGGCAAGCGCUAUAUUUCUCCAUUGAUCGCGCCUCCGACCCCACCCCAGCUCGAGAAAGACAAAGAGAGCAUCGACGAGCAAUUUUCACGUGCAUUUGAUUUGAUCGAGCAGCUCUCGACAGAUACUGCAGCCCUCAAAGCUGCUGAGGAUGCCCGCACUGAGCGCCUGGACUCUGCGCUGAAAGAUGUGGAGAACCUGGUUGCAGACUUGAAGAAUGCCUCGCGACGCAGAGAUGAUGACACCCGCAGGAUCAGUGAUGAAGUCAAGGCAUUGAAAGAUGCGAUUCCUAAGGCUCUUGAGGGAGCUCGUGAAGGCAACGAGAACCGCCUUAAGGAGCUCGGAUCAGAGCUGAAGAGCCUAAAAGUCUUACUUGGAAACCGCUUGGGUGGGAGCACUGCUGGUCCCACUGUUGGUCGUACCCUCAGUAGCUCUACUGUUCCAUCUGCCACCCCAUCUCAGGCGAGUGGCGAGACCUCUGGCUCUGCUCCGUCGGCCAGCAGUGGUCUGCAAGCUACAGUGACCCCGGCUGAACAAGAGCCACUGUCGGCGACGGUCGCUACGUCUUCCCCUGCGCCCGCUGCUGAAAGCCCUCUUGCCAAACUCGGUCGUUCUGCUUCAAUCCCUGCUUGGCAAAUGGCCGCUUCCAACCGGUCCAAGACUUCGUCGCAAUCGAACGCAUCCACGACAACUGACCAGCCCUCCAACGUUGAGCAGAACGCACCAUCCAGCUAG
Molecule: messenger RNA, 1113 nt
Organism: Penicillium diatomitis
Lineage: Eukaryota; Fungi; Ascomycota; Eurotiomycetes; Eurotiales; Aspergillaceae
Gene: pex14
Product: putative peroxisomal membrane anchor protein (Pex14)
Exons: 5
Coding region: 1-1113 (370 amino acids)
Biological process (GO): protein import into peroxisome matrix, docking
Cellular component (GO): peroxisomal membrane; peroxisomal importomer complex
Molecular function (GO): signaling receptor binding
Source: RefSeq, a predicted model, not a curated record